Euleptes europaea (tarantolino) is the source of this 655-nucleotide messenger RNA. Its product is annotated as ras-related protein Rab-35-like. The transcript is spliced from 6 exons. Bases 46 to 654 code for a protein of 202 amino acids. Gene Ontology annotation, biological process: endocytic recycling. Lineage: Eukaryota; Metazoa; Chordata; Lepidosauria; Squamata; Sphaerodactylidae. Gene Ontology annotation, molecular function: GTPase activity; GTP binding. The record is from RefSeq and is a predicted model, not a curated record. Gene Ontology annotation, cellular component: endosome membrane; plasma membrane.
GAAGGAGCGACAGAAACCGGGAGGAGGAGCUGACCCAGCACGUGAAUGGCUGCCAAGGAUUAUGACCACUUGUUCAAGCUGCUCAUAAUUGGGGACUCCGGAGUUGGGAAAAGUAGCCUCCUGCUCCGCUUUGCAGACAAUACGUUUUCUGGUAGCUACAUCACAACCAUUGGAGUAGAUUUCAAAAUUCGAACACUAAUGGUAAAUGGAGAGCGGGUGAAACUGCAGAUCUGGGACACCGCAGGACAGGAACGCUUCCGGACCAUCACCUCCACGUAUUACCGUAACACACAUGGUGUCAUCAUCGUGUACGACGUGACAAACCCGGAGUCCUUUGUCAAUGUCAAGCGCUGGCUGCACGAGAUUGGGCAGAACUGUGACAGCGUCUGCAAGAUCUUGGUGGGCAACAAAUGUGAAGACCCCUCGCGGAAGCAAGUGGACACCGCCGAUGCCCGGCGAUUUAGCGAGCAAAUGGGAGUGCGGCUCUUUGAGACGAGCGCCAAGGAGAACCUCAAUGUUGAAGAGAUGUUCAACGCCAUCACAGCCAUGGUGCUCCGGACUAAACAGGAAAACCUGGCGCGACUCCACCAGCAAAACGAGGUUGUCAAAAUCAACAAGCCCAAGAAGAAACCGUCAGUCAAGAAAUGCUGCUGAA